Messenger RNA from Carlito syrichta (Philippine tarsier), 564 nucleotides. It is a transcript of the gene MYL10, whose product is annotated as myosin light chain 10. Gene Ontology annotation, cellular component: cytoplasm; mitochondrion. The record is from RefSeq and is a predicted model, not a curated record. NCBI's taxonomy places the organism in Eukaryota, Metazoa, Chordata, Mammalia, Primates, Tarsiidae. The transcript has 7 exons. The annotation marks the transcript as partial. Gene Ontology annotation, molecular function: calcium ion binding.
AUCUUAAACUCCUGGCCUCAAGUGUUGCUCCUGCCUCAGUCUCCCAUCGUGCUGGCAUUACAGGCCCCGAGAAGAGCCCGGAAGAGGGCCGAAGGCGGAGCCAGCUCCAACGUCUUCUCCAUGUUUGAUCAGUCCCAGAUCCAGGAGUUUAAGGAGGCCUUCACCAUCAUGGACCAGAACCGGGACGGCUUCAUCGACAAGGAAGACCUGAGGGACACCUUUGCCGCACUGGGCCGCAUCAAUGUCAAGAAUGAAGAGCUGGAAGCCAUGGUGAAGGAAGCCCCCGGCCCCAUCAACUUUACAGUCUUCCUGACCAUGUUCGGGGAGAAGUUGAAGGGCACGGACCCGGAGGAGACGAUCCUCCACGCCUUCAAGGUGUUCGACACCGAAGGGAAAGGUUUCGUGAAGGCGGACGUCAUCAAAGAGAAGCUCAUGACCCAGGCGGACCGGUUCAGUGAGGAGGAGGUCAAGCAGAUGUUUGCGGCGUUCCCCCCCGACGUGUGCGGGAACCUAGACUACAGGAACCUGUGCUACGUCAUCACGCAUGGAGAGGAGAAGGACUAG